Molecule: messenger RNA, 1380 nt
Organism: Saccostrea cuccullata (small rock oyster)
Lineage: Eukaryota; Metazoa; Mollusca; Bivalvia; Ostreida; Ostreidae
Product: acetylcholine receptor subunit beta-type unc-29-like
Exons: 1
Coding region: 1-1275 (424 amino acids)
Biological process (GO): nervous system process; chemical synaptic transmission; signal transduction
Cellular component (GO): synapse; neuron projection; plasma membrane
Molecular function (GO): transmembrane signaling receptor activity; excitatory extracellular ligand-gated monoatomic ion channel activity; transmitter-gated monoatomic ion channel activity involved in regulation of postsynaptic membrane potential
Source: RefSeq, a predicted model, not a curated record
AUGACGAAGAAUUCUUUGUUGUGUUGGUGUUUUGUGUUAACCAUUGGAACAACGUUGACAUCUGUAUAUGGCUUUAUGUAUUCAGAUGCCGAUUUUCUUCUCCAGGAUGUCUUCAAGAACUACUCAACAAAAAUCCGCCCCAAAGAGAACUUGUCUGAAGUGUUAGAAGUUUCUCUUUUGCCGUUCAUGUUUUCAGUGAAUGAGUUCGAUGAAGUCUCUGGUGUAAUGUCCAUUGUGUGUGGAUUUUUCUUGACAUGGCAUGAUUUUCGGUUGUCCUGGACACCCAACAACUAUGGUGGCAUCCAGGAUAUUCCUGUGCCUAAAGAGAUGUUAUGGGUGCCUAACGUCUUUCUGAUUGAUCCAGCUAAUAAAAUGGAAGCAAUUGGAAGUAACGACUUCAUAGGCAGAAUUUCAAAUUCGGGUAUGGUGUCAUGGGUACCAGGGGGUUUAAUUCAGACCUUGUGCAACGUUGACAUGUAUAAAUUUCCUUUUGAUGUACAGACAUGCUCUUUUACAUUAGUUUUGUGGGGAUAUUCACAAUUUGAAGCUAAAUUAACACCUUUUAGCAAUUUCACAACCAUGGAUACGACUUAUUACACGUCAAAUGCUCAGUGGACGUUAGAAAAGACUGUUAUGAAACCAUCUGCACUUGGAGGAUAUGAUAGUUUAAUCGAAUUACAGUUGAUUCUGAAAAGGAAAUCCCUAUAUUUCGUCAUAAACAUGUUAGCACCAAUUCUUUUAUUGUCCUUACUCAACCCUCUUGUGUUUGCAUUACCGGUUGAAAGUGGAGAACGUGUGUCCUAUGCUAUAACCAUCUUCUUAUCUUUUGCCGUAUUUAUGACUUUGCUCAGCGACAGUAUGCCUAAAUCGUCUGAGCCUAUGUCUUUAAUGUCUUACUUUUUAAUAGUAACGAUGUCUAUGAGUACUUUAAUAUGCGUUUUGGCUGUUGUCACAAUGCAACUCCAUUUCAAAAAUCCUAAAUUGCCAGUUUCAAGUAAAUGUGUUUUCAUGCUGGAUGUUUUGAGACUCCGAUGCCUAUGUCGUAUUUGUAGAAAACGUGAAAAGAAGUCUAAAGUCACUGACACGUCCUCGAAAUUGGAUAUAGUUUUUGUAAAAAGUAAAAUAGCCGUUGACAAAAGUAUAGAAGAUGAUGAAAAAGAGGAAAAAGUCACUUGGAAAAUUUUGGCGAAGGGAUAUGAUAAAAUACUAACGAACUACUUUUACGUUCUGGUAUUUCUACAGUGGCUUAUCCUUGGAGUGGUAUUGGCAGUGUGAAAUUGUUUAAUAAGAUUACAGGUAUUAAUUGUUCAAAAGUUGUUUUUUUUUCGAACGUAGGCUGAGUUCAAAACCAUUUAUUAAUUAAGUUCGGAAAUUGUUGAA